CCUGCCCAACCAAAGUGCACAGCUUGUUGGACGGAGCUAGAUGAAAUUACGACACCUAUGCCUUGUGGCCACUACUGGUGUGCUUCAUGCAUAGUACAAAGAUUUACCAAGAUACGCAAUCAGACCGAGUGGCCAGUCAGAUGCCAUCACACUAAGUGUAUCAUCUCACUCGAUACCGCAAAGCCUUUCCUACGGGACGAGGAUAUCCAAAGACUGAUCCCUUUGAUCGAAGAAUUCGAAACAGCCGUCAUGGAUCGUGUCUACUGUUCGAAUACUAAAUGCAGCACUUUCAUACCACGCAAGGAUACCGAUGACCGCAUGGCUCACUGCGAAGCAUGCCGGACCGACACCUGCUCAGACUGCAAAGGAGCUGCUCACGAAAGCGAUGACUGUCCACUUCCAGAUCAAACCGAACAAAAGAUCCUCAUCAAAUCACACAAGGAGAAAUGGCAGAGAUGCACAAGAUGCGGCCAAAUGUGCGAAAGAAUCAGCGGAUGUUCAAGAAUUGAAUGCCUAUGUGGAUACAACUUUUGCUACCACUGUGCGGGACCUAUCUACUCUUGC
Messenger RNA from Aureobasidium melanogenum CBS 110374, 564 nucleotides. RefSeq lists its product as uncharacterized. The annotation marks the transcript as partial. Gene Ontology annotation, biological process: positive regulation of proteasomal ubiquitin-dependent protein catabolic process; ubiquitin-dependent protein catabolic process; protein polyubiquitination. The transcript has a single exon. Gene Ontology annotation, molecular function: zinc ion binding; ubiquitin protein ligase activity; ubiquitin conjugating enzyme binding. The record is from RefSeq and is a predicted model, not a curated record. Gene Ontology annotation, cellular component: ubiquitin ligase complex; cytoplasm. Lineage: Eukaryota; Fungi; Ascomycota; Dothideomycetes; Dothideales; Saccotheciaceae.